CCUGCAUCCCGCACCCAAAGAAGUCACGCCUGAACCACACCGCCACCCCCAAAGCAACCUGGAUUGACUGGGCCAAUCGUGCCAAUCCCCCGCUAAAAGGGCUUUGGUGUUCCUUGAAUGUCUCGCGGUACGUUCCCCGAGUCGACGAGCUAAAGAAAAGAAAAACCAAUCCCCUCUCAAGCUUUGGCUCCCGAUAUAUCACGCCCCCCUUCUACAUACUUCUUCCUCCUGCGUAUGCCCCGCACUUCUUUUUUCCACUUUCCCUCCUUCCCUCUACCUUGACGACGGAAUGUCCUCCUCCACGGAUUCGGUCCUGACGGACCUUAAUCUGCUUCUUCCGCCGGACCUGGACGAUAUCGACGCCGCCAUUACAGAUGAUAGCACUUUCGAUGCCCUCGCGCCGUUCACGGACACGCUGUUUUAUGAUUGGGACCUGGGCCGGUUUCUGGACGUGGAGAGAUGCAACAUCGAGACGUAUCCCGAACAGCAUCGACCACUCGAGAGCAGCAAUGACUCGACGGUGGAGGGCCUGGGAAUCGAUGGCGGUGAUGGUGCUGGUUUCUAUGCGGGAGCUACCGCCACCACCACCACCACCACUACCAUUUCCUCCUCAUUACUUACGCAGUCACUCUCUGCUCUGGGAUACGACUUCCUGAACUUUAAAUUCCCGGACGACCAGCAGCAAGGAGCAGCAGGAGGAGGAAUUCAACAUUCUCAGUCAGCACGUCCACUUCUCCAGGCUGCCGCUAUAGGAGCUACUUCCGCCGCCGCCGCAGUUCAACCGUCAAUAGAUGCGACCAUCUCCCCGCAAUCCACAUCCAUGAUGCAGUCACCCACCAGCAGCACGUACGCCACCUCCUCAUCUUCACAAUCCCCGCCGGCCACGAUCCUAUCCACCUCCGACGCCCACAUCCUGUCAAUCCAGGAAGCGGCGCGCUGCGCAGCUGAAGAAGACAAACGUCGCCGGAAUACGGCGGCCUCGGCCCGCUUCAGGAUCAAGAAGAAGCAGCGCGACAUGGCGAUCGAAAAGGCCGCGAAGGAAAUGGAAAACAAGGUCUCCGACCUCGAAAAGAAAAUUUCGUCGCUGGAGCUCGAGAAUCGCUGGUUGAGGAAUUUGCUGGUCGAGAAGAAUUCGGCGGUCGCGGAGGCGGGGAUCAGGAGGGGUGUUUAGGUUUAAUGGGAUAUGAACUUAUGAUGGGGGGUUUAUGGAUAUGGGACAUUGAUUUUACGUUUUUUCUUUUCUUUUUCUUUUGGCGGCUUAUUUUGAGCGAACGUUACGGGACGGAUGGACGGAAUGGCGUA
Messenger RNA from Tricharina praecox, 1302 nucleotides. RefSeq lists its product as uncharacterized. Bases 290 to 1171 code for a protein of 293 amino acids. Gene Ontology annotation, biological process: regulation of transcription by RNA polymerase II. The transcript is spliced from 2 exons. Gene Ontology annotation, molecular function: DNA-binding transcription activator activity, RNA polymerase II-specific; RNA polymerase II transcription regulatory region sequence-specific DNA binding. Gene Ontology annotation, cellular component: nucleus. NCBI's taxonomy places the organism in Eukaryota, Fungi, Ascomycota, Pezizomycetes, Pezizales, Pyronemataceae. The record is from RefSeq and is a predicted model, not a curated record.